CGCAGAGGGCCGUGGGGAGGCUCCGUCCCCGGGCACCGGCGCAUCCGUAGGAAUCGUCAGGAGGGACACAAUCGAUUGUACAACGACUACUUUGCUGAGUCCGCAGUGUACCCCGACUACAUCUUUCGGCGCAGGUUCCGGAUGAAUCGCGAUUUGUACUGCAAGAUUGUGAGGGAGGUGGAGGAACAUGACCCGUGGUUCAAGCAAAGGAGGAACGCUGCCGGAGAGCUUGGGCUGUCACCCUUGCAAAAAGUAACUGCCGCUUUCCGUAUGUUAGCUUACGAUGCUCCUGCAGAUUCUCUCGACGAGUGCCUCCGUCUAGGGGAGAGCACCAUCAUCGAGAGCAUGCGGCGUUUCGUUCGGGCCAUUGUCGAGGUGUUCGGUGACGAGUACCUCCGGGCGCCGACCGAGGAGGACACAUCUCGAUUGCUGGAUAUGAACCAGCGUCGAGGGUUCCCCGGGAUGCUUGGAAGCAUCGAUUGCAUGCACUGGAGGUGGAAGAACUGUCCCACGGCGUGGUCCGGUUCGUUCAGGGGCCAUGUCAAUGCACCUACUAUCAUUCUAGAGGCUGUGGCAUCGCAGGACCUAUGGAUUUGGCAUGCCUUCUUCGGGAUGCCAGGUUCAUUGAACGACAUCAAUGUGCUGCACCGGUCUCAUCUCCUUGACAACCUUGCUGGGGGAGUAGCACCGAAGGUACAAUACACUAUUAAUGGCCACCAUUAUACAAUGGGGUACUAUCUUGCAGAUGGGAUCUACCCAGAGUGGGCGACAUUUGUGAAACCCAUACCAUCUCCAGUAGGCCCGAAGCAUCAACACUUCGUGGUGCAGCAGGCUGCUGCACGAAAGGAUGUUGAGCGGGCAUUUGGAGUGUUGCAGUCCAGGUUUCCCAUUGUCCGUGGCGCGGCGAGGUUGUGGGAUCAAGAAAUCCUCAGCGACGUAAUGACCGCGUGUAUCAUCAUGCAUAACAUGAUAAUCGAGGAUGAGAGAACGGAAGGUGCUGUCGACUACAUCUACGAGGGUUCGGGCGAGGACGCGGUGCCGUCUCACGAACCAACCCCCCCGCUUGAAGCAUUUAUGGAAAGGUACGGGCAAAUUAGAAGUCGACCAACGCAUCAUCAACUCCGUGACGACAUUGUGGAGCACCUGUGGCAGGUCGCAGGAGGACAAUAGACCUCAUGGCACCUUAAAUAAAUGUAAUAUCGUAUCCUGUUUCAUCGUGUUCAAAUAAAUGUAAUCUCGUCUCGCAUUACAUCGUGUUAAAAAAAUGUAAUCUCGUCUCGCAUUUACAUCGUGUUAAUAAAAAUGUAAUCUCG
Molecule: messenger RNA, 1313 nt
Organism: Phragmites australis (common reed)
Lineage: Eukaryota; Viridiplantae; Streptophyta; Magnoliopsida; Poales; Poaceae
Exons: 2
Coding region: 142-1170 (342 amino acids)
Source: RefSeq, a predicted model, not a curated record